Molecule: messenger RNA, 4244 nt
Organism: Mercenaria mercenaria
Lineage: Eukaryota; Metazoa; Mollusca; Bivalvia; Venerida; Veneridae
Exons: 5
Coding region: 876-1583 (235 amino acids)
Molecular function (GO): GTPase activity; GTP binding
Source: RefSeq, a predicted model, not a curated record
UCGCUCUGAGGGGAAGAUACACAUUUUAGACGAUAAACUUAAUGGAUAAAUAUAGUCCUGAGUGUUAUUUAUCUUUAAUGCAUGUUAAAAGUUAUCAGUUUACAAAACGUUUUGUUUACUUUUUAAUGUUAAUCCAACAGUGAAGUAGGAAGUUGUACUAGAUAAUGAUAAAAGAUACUGAAUUAUUCAUAUAAUAUAUAUGUGCCAUAUAUUAAGGUCUUGGUAGAAUAAAGAAACAAGUUUCAUUUUCUAAUAAUUUUUUCGUCAUCCAGAGAGGAAAUUAUUUCACAUAUUCACCAUAUUGUUUUAGUCAUUAGCUUAUAAAUCAUACAGUAUUAUGUCAACUUACGCGGAAGUUAAGGACAGAAAAUUUAUCUUUUAACGAUCUUACUAACGAUCUCCAUACAUUCAAAAUGUGAGUUAUGCACUAUUUUGAUAUACACAUGUAGUAAAUGGACUAAGUAUAAAAUUGUGUUUUUAUCAAUCGUACAGGAUAUUGAUCAGGAUGGUUCUUUUUAGGUGAAAAACUGAUACAAAGAUCAAUGUUUAUAUCAAUGGUUUAAAUAUCAGUUUUCCAUGAUCAUUUCUUUAAAAAAAAAUAGUGUAACCAUGAAAGUCGUUUAAUGUAUUCUGCAGGAUUCAUUUGUAUCACUAUUUAACCUAUUUGGGAUAUAACGUUGUUUUCUUUUUUUUGCGAAAAGAAACCUUUAUACUUUUUUAACUGGAUGAAAAUUAGAAAAAAACACAAGACUUAGUUCUUUCAUUCGUCAAUCGAUGGUAUAAUGGAAAAACGACGACAUGAUAGAUAACGAUGACAUGAUCGGAAAAGAUGACUUGAUCGAAAACAAUGACAUGACGAAUAAAGCUGGCAUGGCAUGAUGGAAUCAGAAAAUAAAGACAUUUUUAUCGGUUCUCCGGGGUCGCGUGGUCAACCGGCAUUUUUCUCCAGUUCAGAAAAUAUUUAUAAACUGAAAGUAGUUCUUAUCGGUGAUGUUAACGUUGGGAAAACUUCUUUAGCAGUACGGUUUUCAAAGGACAAAUUUGAGGAGAAAUAUCAGCAAACUAUAGGUGCUAGUUUCAUUUCAAAGAUUGCAAUAGUUAAGAGUGACGUCAUCCAUUUCCAAAUAUGGGACACGGCAGGCCAGGAACGCUAUAAAAGUUUGGUUCCGAUGUAUCUUCGUGGUGCCCAUAUAGCCUUUGUUGUUUUUGAUAUCACGGAUCCUGGUAGUUUUGCACAUAUUGGGUUUUGGUUGGAUGCCUUGCGACAUCACUGUGAUAUGGUGACAAUAGUUCUUGUGGCCAAUAAGUGUGAUUUACAAUCGGCUGUCGAUGAAGAAAUGGCAUUGACAUAUGCAGAAGAACACGGGCUUCAGUUUGUGACAGCAUCCGCAAAAACAGGAUACAAUGUAGAAAGGCUGUUUCAUUCCAUUGGUUCUAAAGUGGUUGAUAAACUGAAAAGUCAAACAGUGACAUCUGUUGUACGAGACGGGAACAGUCGUUUAUGUACCGGCAAUCAGCCAAUACAUGUCGAAAAACAAGAUACCGACACUAGAGUUAAAAAGAAAAAGUGCUGUAAAACGUAAUUUUCAUUAAAGACAUUUUAUAUUUCAGUUUAAUGUAAUGACAUAUAACACAACAUAACAUGAAUAUAGUUGUAAUUAAGGCAUAGAUGUAACAUGAUUGUAAAGAGUUGUAACAUACCCCGUCAGAAAUUAAUUGUUUUUAAAAUUACGAUUUUUUUUACACCGACCGCGCAAUACGAGUAUACAGUAAAGGGUUCUUGGUGCAAAAAUUUUUACUCGCAUUGUAUGGCUUACGUUAUUAAUAAGUAAAGGAUCAAUUAAAUGGUUUUCAUUCUUAAAUCAAUCAUGUGAAACAAGGAAAUUGAUAUGACACAUUUUUUGGUUGUGAAACAUUUGGUUUACUUUUAAAUGCCUUGUAAAGUUCUUUUACUAAAUCUAAUGCAUCCAGAUAUUAUCUAAAAUUAAAUUUCCAAAGGUGUAUUUUUUAUUGUUGGUUGACAUGACGGAAUUUCAUGCGGGUCCAUAGCCGUACAGCUUGUUAUUUUUUUGUGUGAAUUGUUUUAGGUAUCAUUACAUAGUUUUUGUUCGCGGCAACUGCACAGUGUGCCGUCCACGUAUGAUCGGCACUAAAAGGUGGACGGGUCAUACACUGAUUAUUCGCCAUGUGUUAUUCAGAUCUCCGCAGAAUACCAACAAAAUGAAGUCGCCGCCAAUGAUAGUUUUGAGAUUGAAGCAUUAAGUCAAAUAUUCAUUUUAAAAACAGAAAAACAUAUUUUUUUGUAAUCACUGGCUUUAUAACUUGAAUACUGUUUAUGUACUUGUUAAACUGUCAGUGUGUGUGACCAGAAGCCAUAUGGCUAUAAGGACUUCUAGUUUCGUUUCCAUUUCCGAUCUGAAUAUUAAGACACAUGCAAUUAAAAGACCACUGGUGUAGUAACUGUACACAGGUUUGACUAUAUAUAUAUCGUAAAAUUAUAAAAUGACUUCACACGCUCGCUUAGUUUUUCUGAAAUUUUAAUAUAAAAGCCACAAACUAGUUUCGCCGUGAAAGCUCAUCAGUCCCUUGUUUCCUUGACGUCAACGUCAUUUCUAUUGAAUUAAUUCCCUUUCUCUUAUUGUUAUAUAUUUAGACACACUGAUGAGCCUUUCACGGCGAAACUAGUUUAUGACUUUUAUAUUAAAAUUUAAGAAAAACUAAGCGAGCGUGUGAAGUCAUUUUAUAAUUUUACGAUAUUUUGUUCCCGUCCCGGGUUCUUUUUUAUUUGUUAUAUAUAUACCAUCUUGUGCCGAGUCUUUUCAUUGUCAAGUUUAUAUAUCGCCGUGACGUCACACAUUAAUAUCUGUUUAUCUGGUGGUGGGCAAAACAAAUGUUUUUACAUCGUUUGUGUAUGGGAUCGGAAUUUUUAAUUUUUAUUCUAACACGAUCCGCAGCAAUUGCUAUAUAAACAUAUAGCGAAAUCGCCUAUACAUGAAUCUACGAUAAAAUAUGGUUGGCUGUUACAUUUCACCCCCCUAUGAUUAUAACAUAAGAGAUUCUACUUCAUUUCCAUUAAAUACGAAGUAUUUCAGGGCCAAACGGUUGAAAACAGAAUUACAAAAACAUAAAUAUAAUAAAAAGUCAUACUGACUUAUGUGUAGGUCCGUAAAACACGUUCUGAUCUCUACGAGUGAAUUCAAUUAGCUUAAUUAUGAUUCAGCGGUGACGUCAUAAAUGUAUGACAUAAAAUAUAACGUCAUAAUGAUGUGACGUCAUAUAAAAGUUAAGCUCGUCACUCGUAACACAGGGUCAACGCCUAAUUUGAUGAUUCUGAUAAUAAUUAGUUUGCGAGCUGUUAGAUUACUAAUUUAUGAAUACUUCUCAAAAUUCUGAUAAAAAAGAAACAAAUAUCAAUACGUUCCAUUAGCUAUGCAACACUUUCUAACCAUAGGGGGUAAUUUGUAACAGCAUAUGACCCGAAUGACUUAUUACGCUGAAAAUGUAGUACUGUAAAAUGCGAAUUAUUUGCGUUGUUAGAAUCGAAAUAAUAAAUAUGUUCCAAUAAUUUUAUCAAUUAAUAAAACAUGGGCAGUCGUUUGAAUGCGAAUAAUUAAAUCAUUCGUGCUACGCACUCGUGAUUUAAUUAUUACGCAUCCAAACUCCUGCCCAUAUUUUAUUAACUGAUAAAAUAUAGGAACAGAUUUAUUAUUUCUUAAAUAACUUUUUCGCUCAUUUAUGGAUUUUCAAAAUUCAAAAAGUUUUGAAAUACUUACAAUUUUCAUAUUUUCCUAUUCAAAUAUUUUUUUUUAAAAUGAAUAACCGUUUUAAAUGACAUAAUUUUAAUAGCGGCGUAGUGAUGUUCAAAACAUUUAGAAGCACUGUAAGUUAAGCGUUCAUAAUUAAUCCAGUUUAUUUCAAAAUAACUAUUAAUAGUAAUUAAUAAAUUGCUUGUUUUAAAACCUUUCUAUUGAUCAAAACAUUAUUGAUAUAAUUUGUUUUUUUUAGAAAGUUUGGGCCGUUAGAAAAAAACACUGUUUACAAAAAAAUAUGGACGUUCGGCUUCUGCCCACCCGGUCACUGUCUAAAGUUCUAAAAAUAGAAAAUACAACGGAUUUGUAUACUAGUACAAUCACGAUGAUCUCUUAGCGUUGUGAUUUGUUUGAACAAAAGAUAUUCUCGUCAUACAUUAUGUUUAAUGUUCAUGCAUAUUGUUUCAGUCAAAUAAAUAUUCAUACACACGAAAA